AUGAGCUCGAGCUUGCUAGAUCUCGGUGAGGCUAGUGAACUCAAGCCUCACUUGUGGCCUAUUGCUGGCUAUCUUGAGGCUCAGCGACAUGUGGAGGAAGGUCAUACGACAGGAGACCAAUAUCUUCAUGCACGUGCAAGUCUCCAGCCAGUUUCCGUGGCCAUCGACGCAGGCGAAUCAGAUUUCCAGUUCUACUCCACCGGCAUUUUCACCGGGGAAUGUGGGACCGAUCUGGACCACGGGGUCACCGCGGUCGGGUACGGGACAAGUGAGAACGGAACCAAGUACUGGUUGGUCAAGAAUUCGUGGGGCACCGGAUGGGGCGAGGAGGGAUAUAUCAGGAUGCAAAGGGACAUUGAUGCUGCGGAAGGUCUUUGCGGCAUUGCCAUGGAGGCUUCAUAUCCAACUGCAUAA
Messenger RNA from Eucalyptus grandis, 414 nucleotides. RefSeq names its product KDEL-tailed cysteine endopeptidase CEP1-like. Gene Ontology annotation, molecular function: cysteine-type endopeptidase activity. The transcript has 2 exons. Lineage: Eukaryota; Viridiplantae; Streptophyta; Magnoliopsida; Myrtales; Myrtaceae. The coding region runs from base 1 to 414 and encodes 137 amino acids. The record is from RefSeq and is a predicted model, not a curated record. Gene Ontology annotation, cellular component: lysosome.